CGGUUGGGGGGCGGGCAGCCGUUGGAGGCGGAGGCGGCCCAGCUGUGGGGCGACUGUGCUCACUUGCUCCUUCACUCCCUUGUGCUGACAGGCAGCAGGCCAGAGCCCGGGACAAGGCCGGGAAGUUUGCGGCGGAGCCAGGCAUGAAGCGGCACUGAGGCGAAGCCGAGCUGAGCUGAGCCUCCGCGCCCGAGGAGAAGGAGGCGCCGCCGCUGCAGCCGCUGCUAGUCCCCGGCCACGCCGAUGACUACUGCAAACUGCGGCGCCCACGACGACUUGGACUUCAAGCUCAUCUUCGGGGAGGACGGGCAGCCGCCGCCGCCCCCGCCCCCGGGGCCCGCAGAUACUGAACCAGCUGAUUGUGCAUCCAUUUACAUCUUUAAUGUAGAUCAACCUCCAUCAACUGUAAACCAGCCAAUUUGCAUUCCUCACCAUGGAUUACAGUCUCAUACCUCAGUUUUGUCACCACCUCUUCAGCUACAGGGUCACAAAAACUAUGAAGGAAUUUGUGAGAUUCCUGAAUCUAAGUAUAGUCCACUAGGUGGUCCCAAACCUUUUGAAUGCCCUAGUAUUCAAAUUACAUCCAUUUCUCCCAACUGUCAUCAAGGAAUAGAUGCUCAUGAAGAUGAACUGCACACAAAUGGUUCUGAAGGCGAUUAUUUGGAAAGACCUUCUAGGGAUCAUCUAUAUCUUCCUCUUGAACCAUCAUACAGAGACUCCUCCCUUAGUCCAAGCCCAGCCAGCAGCAUUUCUUCCAGGAGCUGGUUCUCAGAUGCUUCUUCUUGUGAAUCUAUCUCUCAUGUUUAUGAUGAUGUAGAGUCUGAGCUCAAUGAAGCUGCUGCCCGAUUUACACUUGGGUCUCCUUUAGCUUCUCCUGGUGGUUCUCCAAGAUGUUGUCCUGGUGACGAAUCUUGGCAACAACAGUAUGGAUUUGGAAACUCAUUAUCACCUAGGCAAUCUCCUUGUCAUUCUCCUAGAACUAGUAUCACUGAUGAAAAUUGGCUUAGCCCUAGACCAACAUCCAGGCCUUCAUCAAGACCUACCUCUCCAUGUGGGAAACGAAGACACUCCAGUGCUGAGAUUUGUUAUGCUGGUUCACUCUCACCUCAUCAUUCACCAACCCACUCUCCUGGUCACUCUCCUAGGGGAAGUAUAACAGAAGACACAUGGCUAAAUACUUCUCUCCAUGGUGUGCAAACUUUGAGUCCUGCACACUUUUCAUUUCAGUGCUGUGCAGAGACUGAUAUCCCUCUGAAAACAAGAAAGACUUCUGAGGAUCAAACUGCCACCUUAUCAGGAAAAAUAGAUGUCUGUUCAGACGACCAAGGAAAUUUAUCACCAUCCCUAGAAAAUACUAUAGAUGAUAGUCCUGGGUCUCAGCAUCCUUUAAAGAAAGAUUUGUCUAGUGACCAAUUUCUUUCAGUUCCUUCGCACUUUACCUGGAAUAAACCAAAGCCUGGCCAUACCCCUAUAUUUCGCACAUCCUCAUUGCCUCCUCUAGAUUGGCCAUUACCAACUCAUUUUGGACAAUGUGAACUGAAAAUAGAAGUACAACCCAAAACACAUCAUCGAGCCCACUAUGAAACUGAAGGUAGUCGGGGUGCAGUAAAAGCAUCUACUGGAGGACAUCCUGUUGUGAAGCUCCUGGGCUAUAAUGAAAAACCAAUAAAUCUACAAAUGUUCAUUGGAACAGCAGAUGAUCGCUACCUAAGACCACAUGCAUUCUAUCAGGUGCACCGAAUCACUGGGAAGACUGUUGCUACUGCUAGCCAAGAAAUAAUAAUUGCGAGCACAAAAGUUUUAGAAAUUCCACUUCUUCCUGAAAACAAUAUGUCGGCCAGUAUUGAUUGUGCAGGUAUUUUAAAACUUCGCAAUUCAGAUAUAGAACUUCGAAAAGGAGAAACUGAUAUUGGCAGAAAGAAUACUAGAGUGCGCCUUGUCUUUCGUGUACACAUCCCCCAACCUAGUGGAAAAGUCUUGUCUCUGCAGACUGCUUCCAUACCUGUUGAAUGCUCACAGCGAUCUGCUCAAGAACUUCCUCAGAUUGAAAAAUACAGUAUCAACAGUUGUCCAGUAAAUGGAGGUCAUGAAAUGGUGGUGACUGGAUCAAAUUUUCUUCCAGAAUCCAAAAUUAUCUUUAUUGAAAAAGGCCAAGAUGGCCGUCCUCAGUGGGAAGUAGAAGGAAAAAUAAUUAGGGAAAAGUGUCAAGGGGCAAACAUUGUCCUUGAAGUUCCUCCAUACCAUAACAGAACAGUUAAAGCUGCGGUGCAGGUGCAGUUUUAUCUUUGUAAUGGCAAGAGGAAAAAAAGCCAAUCUCAACGUUUUACUUACACGCCAGUUUUGAUGAAACAGGAGCAUAGAGAAGAAAUGGAUUUGUCUUCAGUUCCAUCUUUGUCUGUGCCUCCGAGUGGCAGUGUUCAAGGCCUGCAUACUGUCAGGACACCAUCUCCUUCCUCAGAUCCAGGGCAACCACAUGACAGUUUAUUGCCUAGAAGUCUUGUUUGUCCUGUCCAACAACCAUAUACAUCAAUGGUGACCCCCUCAGCAUCCCAUCUGUCCCAUAUGCAAAGUAGGAACAUCAGUCCCGGUGAAGAAUGUCAUGUGAUGCCUUCUGUGCUACAUCAGUCUUUUCAAGCCACAUCAGCACCUCCUGUGAGGUCUUCCUACCAGCCUAUGCAAACUAACGUUAUGUACAAUGGACAGACUUGUCUUCCUAUUAAUGCUGCCACCAGUCAAGGAUUUGAUGCAAAUUCAUUUCAACAGGAUACAGCUGUACCCAAUUUAAUAAAUCUUAGCUGUCAACCUCUGCCACAAAUACAAUUUCAUUCUUCAAAUUCAGGGUCACUGUCGUCAUCUGCUACAGGAGCAGGACAUCGCUUAGUACACACAACUCAUUCGGGGCAGUCAUUGCCUCACCUGCAGCCAGUGGUAUAUCAUUGUUCAAAUGUGGGACAGAGUCCUGUUACUUCUCCAGCAAGCCAGUCCUUGGGACAGCCUUCUCCUCAGUUACAGCCAGGAGCGUACCAUACUUCAAACCCUGGGUCUACUACAACUUCGUCACCAACAGCCUCUCAUCCCUUGGUCCAUUCACCACUAUCUGGACCCCCAUCUCCUCAGUUACAGCCUAUGCCUUAUCAGUCUCCAAGCUCAGGACCUGCUUCAUCCCCGUCUCCAACAACCAUAGCUCACUCUGGACAACCCUCACCUCAAGCACAUAGUCCUGGAGUGGGAGGUAUUUCUGUAUCGUCAAUAGUAUGUCAGCAGAGAUGUGAUUCAUCUUCAUUUUCACCUGAUGGAGCAGCUAUGAACAUUAAACCUGAACCUGAAGAUCAGGAAUUGAAUUUUGAAACCAUUGGUCUCCAGGAUAUCACAUUAGAUGAUGUAAAUGAGAUCAUAGGAAGAGAUAUGUCCCAGAUAUCAGUUUCACGAGGAGCAUCAGUGACAAUUCAGCCUCCGUCAUGAGAUCCCAGAUUCACUGGAUUCAAGAAUAUCAGAUGGAGUCUAGAAAUGGUGACCCUUGCAACUAGAUGUUCAUUAAUACCAGUGCACUUCCCUGAAUAACUCUUCGUCUACCACUUCUUUUUUGACCUAUUGUGCUUCCAAUUCUGUGGCCUUCAUGAACUGGAACUGUGUUCUUUGCAUUGCCCCUUUUGUGGGUGCCAUUUUUUGACAUAGGGACAGCAUUUCUAAAUCUUGGACAGUGUACAAAUGAACUUUGUAAAAAACAAGCAACAUAGGAUAUUUGUGCUAUUUAAAAGUGAGCUUUGCUUUUUCUGCAUUUAAAGAGAAUACUUUUAUAUCAGGGGUGCUUUAAAAGUGUGAAGGUGUGUGCUCUGAUAAUCCCAGGCUGCCCUGAAUUUGAGGAAAGAUCUAAUCCACUUUCUUUAUGCAGCUUUUUUUAGGCAAGCUUCAUAGAAUAGUUAGGAAUGGUUCCUACUGCUUCUUGUCAUUAGAAAGGCCUUCCAGCUUUGAUGUUUUAAAAAGAGAACUUUGAUAAUAAAACCUUCCAGGGGCAGAGAGACCCACCAGCCGAAGCCUCUGCACAAAAAUGACGUCUUGGGGAUGUUGUUGAUCGAUAGGAAGUAAAGCAAAAUGUAGCUCUGCACUUCUUUAUAAAUGUUGUUUGAAGAAUUGAGAAGAGACCAUUCCAUCAUUGCAAGUGUUGGGAUAGAAAUGACAUUCCAAAAUGCAAAUCUUUGGUAACUUUACAGGUAAUCUUCUCAUAUAGGUUUCAUACUGAAAUUGUUUUCCUCACUCAAGAGUCUCUCUGAGAAAACUUAUGUUAGCAGUCCUGUAUAAAAGUUGGGAUUCUAACUGAAAUUUCUCCUUUUCACAGCUUUUUCUUGGAAAAAAAUAGGAAAACAUUUGCAGAAGCUUUAUUCUUGCUAAAAUUCUCCUUUGCAAUCCUUUCCAGAGACUCUAGCUUUCUCUAAGCUAGGCUGCACAGAAACUUUGAUGUUUGGUUUCAGGCUUCUCCCUUUUAAGAAUCUAUCGGCCUUUUGGGAUGUGUGUACCUUUGAAAAGUUAUAGUGGUAAGAGCAUAGAAAACAUGAGGAUAUCGAAUUAAGAACUGUUUUUAAUAAAAUAGGUUAAUUGCCUCCUAGAAGAAUUUAAGAUAAAUCUUUGUUGAGCUGGUAUUACAUAGGCCAGGGCCCUGGGUUCCUUUCUAUAGUCUGUAUUAAUUCCAACAUUACUUCCUUCUAUGUUAAUGGCUUACUUUUUUUUUUUUAACCUAAGGGGCUUUUCUUUGGGGUGGUGAGUAUAGUUCUUUGUAAACUUCAUCCUUGAUAGAAGAAACCAUGAUUUUGUAAAGCUAGUUUUAGCCAAGUCUAGAACAUUGGGACUCGGUUGUUCCCGAGGAAUUUAAUUGCCGUGGAAUGUAGGGCGAGUUAUUUUCCACUGUUAAAUACAGCUUUACCCAGGAAGAUUAUUUCUCCUAUGACUGACUUCUUUUUGGAGUAAUUACCACUAAUAAAUCAAGAACUUCUCAAUAUGGAGAAAGUAAUCUAUGAUGGGUAAUUAUAUCUAACCUGGUGCCGAGUGCACUUGAUAUAGACACAAUAUUCCUGGGAUUGAAUCUUAAGUGUCCUCAGGUAUUCCCCUCAAUUCUCUUCAGGAUAAAGAAGUUUGUUUUUAAAUAGCAUUUGCCAGUGGUAUUCUUUAGAAUGGGCUUGUUCUUCAAGGGGGGAAAAAUACUGCCAUUUGUGAAGUGUCAUCACAGUUGAUCCAGGAUCAUCGUUAUGGAAACUUUUAAAAAUCUUUUUUGUAAUUUCAAGAGUGGGUUUGCUUUUUUAAUGAGUACUAUUCACCUUUUCACAUGAAAGUCACUUAGAGGGACAUCCCGCUAGCUCUAUCUGAGCUGUCCCUAUGUAGCAUGGUCAUGUUUUUUGUUUCCUGAAGCUAUCCUCACCUACUGUCGGCAAGUUUCGUAACUGUGAAUAAUCUGUCUUGAAGGACCUAUAGUGGGGAAUCUGCACGAGUAAGGAGUUUGAUGCUCUCAGUGUAGAGUAUCUAGAGCUCCCAAACCCAGAAAGUUGCUGGGGACCUUCUCAAUUAGAAUCACUGGAGUAGUCCUUGGUGGGGCUCUGCAGUAGGUCAGUGUGAAAGCCUGUACAAUCCCAAGUUGCUAUGCACUAAACUAAAUUUCCUGAUGCCUUUAAAUACCUUGAUGCCUGUAGACCUAGAAAUGCUUUCCUAUAUAAAAAUACAGCUUUGGAUAUGUAAACAGUUUUGUAUCUGCCUUUUAAAAGCUUCAGUAUAAAGGGUCUUAAUAUUUUUCUGGCUUGUAUCCUAAAGACUGUUAAAAACAAACAAAACUAUGUGCAAUGUAAUGGUCUAAAAAGCACACGACCCUCCAUUGUUGGGCUAUGCAAAUGGUGCAAAUGGAAGUCUUCACAGAACCCACAGGAGGGGAAGUGGCAAGGCUUGGGCGAGUCUGGAAGAUGGGAUACACUAGCCACCCGGGUGGGAGGGAGAGGGGACAAGACUAAAUUAGGAAGCCCAUGGAAUUUCUGUGCAUUCAACAAGUGGGCUGCGAGCAAUUUUCCGAAAAACAAAUCCCCGAAGUGUCUAUUAGGUUUCUCCUGGUAACCUUCUGACCAGGUCGGUGGGACUCCUUGGCAAACCAAAGAGAAAAAGGGACUAAGGGCCGAGCCCGACCCGUGCUUUGAAACUAUUUUUGAUAAUUCAGAAUGGACGUCAUUCCUUGAGGCUUAGAGAUGGGUCCGCAAACUUUUAUAUUUAAAGAAGAUUCAUAAAACUGUGCUAGAUUAUGUUUACAGAGCUACAUAUUGUAAUUUCAUGUACAUUUUGUAUUUCAAACAUUUUGUAAGUUUUAUGAUUGCAGUGCUACUUGCAUAAAAUAAAGGGAAGAACUAGUAUUUGAGGCUUUUCAAUCAUAGUGCUGAAAUAAAUGAUGAAAGAUCAAAUGUGUCCUCAUUUAAUCAAGAGUGCAAAGCCACAAGCAAGGGGCUUUCCCCCACAGCCUCUCCCAACCAGUAGUCCAAAAACAAAACAAAGGAAGCAAAAAGGCCAUCAUCUCUUGAGGAUUUCCAGCACCUUUGUGCUGCACCCCAUGGAUCACACCACCAGAACCUGAAUGCCAGACAUUUACACUUGACCAAGUUGCCUCGGGUCCCGAUGCUGUUGUUCCAGAUUCUAGACACAACUUUUGUGAUUUUGGUCAGAGUCCAGAUUGUAAUGCCAAACUCCAUUCCUAGGCUACCUACUCCUUUCUGGCUCUGCCUUGUAGUACCCUCUUCCAGCCUCCCAUCUUUUUUAAAACCACUAAAUAAAAUGUUUUAAUCAAAUCUGAAA
Messenger RNA from Antechinus flavipes (yellow-footed antechinus), 6816 nucleotides. RefSeq names its product nuclear factor of activated T cells 3 (gene NFATC3). The transcript has 10 exons. Bases 244 to 3462 code for a protein of 1072 amino acids. NCBI's taxonomy places the organism in Eukaryota, Metazoa, Chordata, Mammalia, Dasyuromorphia, Dasyuridae. Gene Ontology annotation, biological process: cytokine production; regulation of transcription by RNA polymerase II; calcineurin-NFAT signaling cascade. Gene Ontology annotation, cellular component: transcription regulator complex. Gene Ontology annotation, molecular function: transcription factor binding; DNA-binding transcription factor activity, RNA polymerase II-specific; RNA polymerase II cis-regulatory region sequence-specific DNA binding. The record is from RefSeq and is a predicted model, not a curated record.